AAGUUGGCCGGCAUCGAGAUAAGGCACUGAUACAGCUUGUUUAUAGCCCAGCCAUCAGCCCAUAGUUCAACAAUUGUCUAACUGUGUUGAUCCAAAAGUUUCAUUCUCAGAGUCUAGUGUUAUUGCCUAUCAUGCCUACAACUUACGCCUCACACCCCGAUUACGGCUAUGACCGCGACUUUAAGGGAUAUGGAGAGAAGGGUCUAGCAGGAUUGAAGUGGCCCAACAACGCCAGGAUCGCUGUAUCAUUCGUCAUCAAUUACGAAGAGGGCGGCGAGCGCUGUGUCCAAAGUGGCGAUGGCGUCUCAGAGACAAACCUCCGCGAACACCCUACAACACCACGCAUGAACGAGCGCGACCUCAACGGUGAAUCAGAGUACGAAUAUGGCUCUCGCGUUGGUUUCUGGAGAUUGUUCAAGCUCUUCAACCAGCAUAAGAUGAAGUUCACGCUUUACGCUGUUGCCCAAGCUGUUGAGCAGCAGCCUGAAGUAGCUACCCGCUGUGUCGAAGAGGGCCAUGAUGUAGCUUCCCAUGCUUACCGCUGGGUAGAUCAUCAUGAUUGGUCUGUUGAGAAGGAGAAGGAAUACAUCAAAAAGGGCAUCAGAAGUUUGAAGAACUUGACUGGAUAUGCGCCUAAGGGAUGGUACUACGGCCGUCCUUCGCCGCACAGCCGCACUCUGAUUCCUCAGGUUUACGAAGAAAUGGGUGAAGAGCUCGUUUGGGCAAGUGAUACAUACGCCGACGACGUACCAUACUGGAUUGAUCUCCCCACCGAGCGAGAAAAGCCGAACCCCAAGGGCUGUCUGAUGGUUCCGUACAGCUACGACUGCAAUGAUUUCAAGUUCCACGUCGUCACUGGCUUUCGCGACUCUACCAGUUUCUACACUCAUCUCAAGAAUGCAUUCGAUGUGCUGUACGAAGAGGGAGAGGCGGGUGAGCCCAAGAUGAUGACUAUUGGCUUGCAUUGUCGUAUUAUUGGGCGGCCGGGACGGUUUAAGGCUUUGAAGGAUUUUGUGGAGUAUAUUGCUCAGAAGGAGGGUGUUUGGGUUGCGACGAGGACGGACAUUGCUGAGGCUUUUAGGGAGCAGUUUCCUUACAAGAAGGGUGAGUUGGCUUAAUAGAAUAGUUAAAUAGAUGACUCAAUAAUCAGUUGUAUUCCCACGAUCUGCUUUGUCCUAUUCAUAAAGGCCGAAGAGAAGCCAAUGGUUUCGAGGACGACAACAAAAA
Messenger RNA from Fusarium odoratissimum NRRL 54006, 1227 nucleotides. RefSeq lists its product as uncharacterized. The transcript is spliced from 2 exons. NCBI's taxonomy places the organism in Eukaryota, Fungi, Ascomycota, Sordariomycetes, Hypocreales, Nectriaceae. The record is from RefSeq and is a predicted model, not a curated record. The coding region runs from base 132 to 1118 and encodes 328 amino acids. Gene Ontology annotation, molecular function: hydrolase activity, acting on carbon-nitrogen (but not peptide) bonds. Gene Ontology annotation, biological process: carbohydrate metabolic process.